AUGACCUCCUCAUCAUUUGGCACAGUCCUGUUGUUACAGAUUUUUCCGGCAUUACUGCCUCCCAAGAAUGAUAACGAUCGCGAUUUCUACGCCGUUCUUGACAUCCCUAAAGGCGCCAGUGAACAAGACGUGCGCAAAGCGUACAAAAAGAAAAGUCUAGCAUUGCAUCCCGACAAACAAGCCCAACGAGGCGCAUCAGCUCGAUCCGCCGAAGAAGCCGCACGCGAGUACCAGUUGGUCCAAGAAGCCCAUGCCUGUUUGUCGACUCCAGAAGGUCGUCAACGCUAUCAUGCCGUCCAGUGCAGUCCAACGCGCUAUCGAUUUCUGACCCAAGAAGGAGGACUUGCCAAUCAAACCCAAAUUGUCAAGAAUCUCAGUCAAGCGUCGUUCUCCGACAAGACGCGAUUGGUCCUCUUUGUGUCGUUGUUUCCGGCAUUGCUGCUAGUACAACCCAUUCUCAUUUGCGUCAAGAUCAAUCACUUGUUGGCACAAUCGGGCGGCGCUUUGGAAAAUGCGUCUUGGAUGGCCAUUCUCAUUCCCUGGUGGGUCUUUCAUUCCCUGUUCAUUCUCUUUUGGGUGGUGGUUCUGGCGGCCGCCAGGGCCAGUCAUCCUCCUGCCAUGUUUGCCAUUGUCACCACCAUCGUAGAACAAAUUCUAUGGUUGAUUGCCUUUAUUGUGUUGGCAUUGCGAUGGGAUCAGGUCAUCACCGCCGACUAUGCACUCGUCUUUAUUCCAGUCUACCUGGCACUCAUUGCCAAAUGGGUUCACACGAUACUUCUCAUGCAACAAAUUGCAGAAGACAUGGCCAAAAUGGUCUCCAAAGAUCAUUUCCUUACUGUCAUUUUACAAGGACGGGAACCAGAGCAAUUGGAAGAAGAAGAACUGAAAGACUUGCACGACAAAUACGUGGUCGUACAACAAAUACCCGCCGAUGUCGAGCACGCAUUGGAAAACGACUCCGCACUGAAAAACUUGCCCGACGAGGAAAAAGAAGAAAUUCGAGUCACGUCGUCCAAAGAAUUUGAAGCCGCCAUGGAAGCUUUUAAUGAUGCACGCUUGGCCAUUUUCCGAUCCAUGCUCUUUGAGGUUGCCUUUUUGGUACUCGUCAUUCUCAAAGUUGAUGAUCACGCUCCGAUUUUGAGUUGGUGGAUUGUCUUUUGUCCCAUUCUGUCGUCGUAUACAGCACGGUAUGUACGAACGUGUUUUGCAUGUUGUUGUCAAGCCACACCCGCCGUGGAUCCAGACGAAGCCGUAGUGCUGGCGGCCAUGGAGAAAAAGGCACAAGAAGAAGAAGAAAAGACAAAAAACAAGGGAUUUGAUCUCGAGUCGACCGUCAUAUUGCACAGUCUCAACACGGAAGAAUUCAAUGGCAAGACGGGAAUCAUCAAGGGACCACUCGACGCAGAAACAGGUCGUCAGCAAGUAUUCAUUCCACAACUCAACAAAACCGCAGCGCUCAAAUUGGACAAUUUGACGCCGAUGGAUGGUGCUGGCGGUGUAGCCUAUGGGCAUGCGUCCAUCAAUAUUGACACGACUGCAGGGGAAAACAAGGACAAUUCUGCAGACGCCAAUGACAAUAGUACUCCAACAACAACGGACGACAAAAAGGAGGAAACCGCGGCGGAGAAACCACAAUCAGCAGCCAACGAAAACAAGGACGAAACCGACCAAGGUGGGAAUGGCAACAGUGCUGCUCAGGCUGCUACUCUUGCUACUGACCAACCUUCCUCGUCACCCGACAAUCCAGCCUAUGGUACUUUUGAGGAUGGUGAAAAGAAGGACAAUGACGAUGACGAUGGCAGCAUUCACAUUGAAGUGGAUGCAGAAACCUACCGAGCAUAUCAAUCGGCGUAUGCGGCUGCCGAAGCAACUGCCAUGGAAAAACGAGUCAAAGCGGGACAAGACAAUUGCGUCACGACCAUCCGACUCGUCAUGGUGUGCCUAUUAGUCGCCAAACUGGAACUAUCGUACGCAGCCAUUGAAGAACGAGAACAAAAUGAGGAUGCCGAUGUCGAUGUGGGAUUCAAUACGCUGUGGCUGAUCUUUCCACUCUUCCUCGUGGCUGGAUUGAUGAUGGGUUGUUGUGCCUGUCUCAUUUACAGUGCACCCGACCCAGACGAACUCAUGCAGCAUGAGGGCGAGAAUAAUGAAGAAGGCGACGAAGAGGCAGGCGGACAAGACACGCCCAUUGUAGUUGCACCACCUCCUGAAAUGGACGUGCCAUCUCCGAACGAGGCAGCCAGCGCACAAUCCACAGAACCGGACGCCCCACCAGAAGCCGCAAACAAUGACGGUGAAGAUGACGCAAAAAAGAAAGAAGACGCAGCUGCGGUAGACGAACAAGACAAUCCAACGUCCCCACCUCCGGUGGAAGAAGAUGUGGGUGGAGAUAUGAAUGAUUUAGACUAG
Molecule: messenger RNA, 2409 nt
Organism: Seminavis robusta
Lineage: Eukaryota; Bacillariophyta; Bacillariophyceae; Naviculales; Naviculaceae
Source: the annotation of a GenBank genome assembly